This is a messenger RNA of Miscanthus lutarioriparius, 228 nucleotides long. NCBI's taxonomy places the organism in Eukaryota, Viridiplantae, Streptophyta, Magnoliopsida, Poales, Poaceae. The record is from the annotation of a GenBank genome assembly.
AUGGCUCAGCCUACACCAGAAGGGGAACAACCAAAGACUCCUGCUGAAGUUGUUGCUCAUGUUUUUCCAUCAAGUAAAUUUCUUCGAAAUGUUGGCCUUGAGACAACAGUCCCCAAGAGAAGCACUACCGCUGUUGCACGUGUACAAGAGUUGGAGCUUGAAGUUGCGGCAGAGAAGCAAGGUGCUGCAGCACUUAGAGAUCACAACAGGAUGAGUUGGAAGUGUUGA